This is a messenger RNA of Rana temporaria (common frog), 1700 nucleotides long. RefSeq names its product insulin like growth factor binding protein 4 (gene IGFBP4). Gene Ontology annotation, biological process: regulation of insulin-like growth factor receptor signaling pathway. Lineage: Eukaryota; Metazoa; Chordata; Amphibia; Anura; Ranidae. Gene Ontology annotation, molecular function: insulin-like growth factor I binding; insulin-like growth factor II binding. The transcript is spliced from 4 exons. The record is from RefSeq and is a predicted model, not a curated record. Bases 166 to 933 code for a protein of 255 amino acids. Gene Ontology annotation, cellular component: extracellular region.
CUCAGUGCAGUCAAUUUUCAGUCCCCCCUCAUUCUUGCUAUGGAGAACAGCACAGUCAAGGCUGGAUCAUUUCAUGUUCCUGUGUGCUGAGUGACUGCUGUACCAGUCUGCCAGAUCUGCCUACCCUCUAAAUUCACCUCUAACCUUACUGGCCAGCCACACACAAUGCUUGGGCACUGCCACUUUGCCUUAAUCCUCAUCUCCCUGGCAUCUCUUGGAGUUGCAGAUGAUGCCAUCCAGUGCCCUCCUUGCUCACAGGAGAAGCUCAUUCGCUGUCUGGACCCUACUGGGUGCCUGGAGCUGGUGAAAGAACCCGGUUGUGGGUGCUGUGCCACCUGUGCCCUCCAGAAAGGGACGCCAUGUGGGGUCUACACUGCCCGAUGUGGCUCCGGGCUGCGCUGUUACCCCACCAAGGGUGCCGAAAAACCCCUGCAGACCCUUGUGCAUGGGCAGGGGGUCUGCACUGAGAUCACGGAAAUAGAAGCCAUACAGGGGACUUUCCAGACAGCAGCAGAAGAGGACCAUCCCAAUAUCAGCUUGAAUCCAUGCCCUACGAAUGACAAAACUUGUCUACAGAAGGAACAAGCCAAAGCCAACCGGAACACCAUGCAGAGAAUGAAGAAAUUGACUUUUGGCCGUCAGACUGCCAAUAAUUUACCCACUCAGAUGGGUACCUGUCACAUGGCAUUGAAUAUAGCACUGGAGAGAUUAGCAUCACUCAAGACCAAAACACAGGAGGAUUUUUUGAAUACCCCAAUACCAAACUGUGACCGAGAUGGAUACUUUAAUCCAAAGCAGUGCCAUCCAGCUCUGGACGGACAGCGUGGAAAAUGCUGGUGCGUCGAACGGAAAACUGGUGUCAAGCUAAACCCAGCCUAUGACCCUCUGAGUGACCCAGACUGUCAGUUGGCAUCUGAACUCAUCAGAAAAUAAAAGAUCAAGCACCUUUCCACUCGAAAGCCGCCAUCCUAACAAAGACAUUCAGCUCUACAGGGACUUGAAACCUUUUACAAUCACGAACCUACAAGUGACGGCAAGAGAAACUUAAAGGGUGUCUCCACUUUCCUGGCAAAUUUGAUAUUCUAUGGCAGUACAUCCAUCAACUUUAUAAACAAUGCUUAUUACAUUUUUUAUAUGCUUGUAAAGGUUCUGGAAGUAUCCACUGAAUCAAAUGAGAACUAUAUCAUUUUGUCAAUAGCCACGGUGGAAGAAUAUCCGGUAUCUACACUUAUUGCAGUUGGCUUACCUACACAACAUUCAGUGUGACCUUCAACUCUAGUGGAUACUUUAAGAUUCUACAUAAGUUUAAGGGAACAUGACGGCUAAUAAGCACUACUUAAAAAGUAGAUUUUUUUUUUUCCUAUCCUGCCUUUAGUGUUACAUUUUCCAAAAUGGUAGAGCUGUACUUUAAUUCUUUACCUUGCUGAGAAGUCUAAGUUCUUUAUCAAAUUGCAGACUGUCGCUUUGAAAGGAAACGACUUCUAUAUAUAACUGUGGAGACAUGGAAGGUUAGGGGUUUUAAUGCUUACAUGUUUCUUUUAUUUAAUAGUUGUAGGAUUUAGCAGGUCAAGAUUAAGCUAGUCUUAGGACUUAAGUGUGUGUAGAAAGUAGCACACUUAUAAGCUAAGUAAGAGCAUGUAUUAUGCUGGCCACAAAUAGGAAUGUCUUUUGUCUGAUAAAGGUGAAAUAUUUGAAAAGUA